This is a messenger RNA of Drosophila serrata, 1911 nucleotides long. RefSeq names its product zinc finger protein ichor (gene ich). NCBI's taxonomy places the organism in Eukaryota, Metazoa, Arthropoda, Insecta, Diptera, Drosophilidae. Gene Ontology annotation, biological process: embryonic hindgut morphogenesis; embryonic pattern specification; regulation of transcription by RNA polymerase II. The record is from RefSeq and is a predicted model, not a curated record. Gene Ontology annotation, cellular component: nucleus. Gene Ontology annotation, molecular function: RNA polymerase II transcription regulatory region sequence-specific DNA binding; DNA-binding transcription factor activity, RNA polymerase II-specific.
AUGAAGUUUUGCAGCAUGAACGGCCCAAGUGAAUCGGAAGUUGAGAGCCUGCUGAUGAGUCCAUGCUGGGGACCACCCCAGACCUCCGCCCAGGACCAGUAUCUGCUCGAUGGCCACAAGUUGCUGCUGGAGCACGACCUGGACUCGCUGCCCAGCGAUGCGGACCAGAAGAACUCGCUGGAUGUGCUGGAUAACCUGCUGCUGAACGGCUCCUCGCUGAAUGCCCUCUCCGACCUGAAGCCGCUGCCUCCGUUCACCGGCUAUACCGGCCAUCUCUCCAUCAAUGGGAUCUCCGGCCACCAUUACCAUGCCAUUGCCCAGAGGCUGCCGGAUGAGAGCAACAACAACUAUAUGCAGAGUGCCUACCAAUCGAAUCCCACAUCCACGACACAGUCGAGUGCGGGAGUCAAUGGCAACAAUAGCAGCAAUUCCAACUCCAAUGAGCACAACAUCGUGUCCUCCUCCACCUGCCUGCCCGAGAGUGUCCUGAGCGGGAGUGGUGGCGGCGGCGGUGGGGGUGGUGUUAACGGUAAUGGAGGAGCAGAUGCCUGCCUGGCAGAUGUCAAGCUCUUCGCCGAUAGUCAACUAGAUUCUAAGCUUUACUCCGUCGCCGAUAGCUGUGUGAUGAGCGGCUCCGUAAAUGGAUCCUCGGUGAAUGGCAAUAAUGGGCCAGGUCCCAGCAUAGCCACCUUGACGCCCAUCGAUCAGGUGGCCGAUUCCCUGCACAACAGCGGCGUUCGCAUCUACAAGGACCUGACGGAGUAUGUGGAUAUGAACUCCAUAGACGACAUAGCGGCCAUUAUAGGCUCCGCCAUUGCGGACACCACGGUGCCCAAUCAGUUGGAUAAGGACGAUAACAAUGACACGCGGGACAGCUGGAUGGAUCUCGAUGCCUGGAUUGAUGGCAAUUGCAUACAGCAGGAGUCGGCCAAGGUCCUGGUCUCGCAGCAGGACUCCCUCGGUGACUUCAUGCUGCCCCACAGUCCCCUGCCCAUGCACGCCAGCAGUUCCACGCUUCAGAGCCUCCUCAGCCACGGCUAUAUGCCGCUGCUGCAGAAUCGCCUCCAGAACGGUCCUCCAAAUGGAGGCUCCGCGGGCGGCGGAGGAUCACAACAGGGUGCUGGCGGCAAGGGGGAUCCACAGGCGCCCACAUCUACCUCUUACUGCAACGAACUGGCGGCAGCCACUAGCAGCAGUUGCAGUCCGCCCGGAUCUGUGGUCAGCACCACGGAUAAUCCCAACGGUCUGAUGAUAAAUCCGCGCUACUUGAGCAAUCCCCGGAGCAAUCAGGCGACGGGGAAUCCCCAUCAGCAGGGUGGCUAUCCCAUGCAGAACUCUGGAAUGUCCUUGAAGGACAACGGUCUGUGCUCACCCGACCUUCUGGGCAACUAUCCGCACACCACAACGGCCAGCACGACGGGUUCGGAGCUGCGCACCGGUACACCCAAGGCCAAGCGAUCCCGCUCCCAGAAAAAGUCCAGCCAGCAGCAGCAGCAGCAACAGCAACAACAGCAGCAGCAGCAGCAGCAGCAGGGCGAGACCGGUGGUCCGCCCAACAGUACGCCCCAGAUGAGCGCCAUCUCGCCGUCGGGCUUCAGUACCAGCGAUCUGAGCGGUCUGCUGGGCAAGGAGAAGCCCGUCCACCGGUGCAGCAUCUGCAAUAGGGGCUUCCUCAACAAGUCCAAUAUCAAGGUGCAUCUGCGCACUCACACGGGCGAGAAGCCCUUCCGCUGCGAUGUCUGCGCCAAGGCCUUUCGCCAGAAGGCGCACCUGCUCAAACAUCAACAGAUACACAAGAGAAUUGGGCGUGACUGACGCUCCUCUAUGAGCUUUAUGUUAUAGCCGAACAACCAGUAGCAUCUACCAGGGAGGAGUUUCAUAACCAGCACAGAAUUAAGGUUUAAAUCAAUC